CGCCGCCGCCCGGUGCACUCUGGACGAUGAGUCAGGGCUAGGAGUCCCAGGACUUGGGCGUACAGGACGCCAGAGCUGGGGUCACCGCUCCGUCCAGCGACGCCCAGAGACACUCGGAGAUGCAGGCGGCUCGGAUAGCCCAGAGCUUGGGGCGGCAGCUGCUGAGGCUCGGGGGCGGAAGCUCGCGGCCCACGGCGCUCCUGGGGCAGCCCCGGCCUGGCCCUGCCCGGCGGCCCUAUGCCGGAGGUGCCGCUCAGGUGGCUCUGGACAAGUCAGAUGCCCACCUCUCUGACACUCUGAACAAGGAAAAACCGGCCAAAGCGGAAUCUAAGUCCUUUGCUGUGGCGAUGUUCAAAGGCCAGCUCACCACAGAUCAGGUGUUCCCAUACCCGUCCGUGCUCAACCAAGAGCAGACGGAGUUUCUUAAAGAGCUGGUGGAGCCCGUGUCCCGUUUCUUCGAGGUAAGGACUGACUCGGGGCUUGGUCCCUGGUGGGGUAGAUGGAGAUGUCCAGCUCAAAAGGAGCCUGGAUGUGGGAUCCUGUGCCUUCCCCAGGAAGUGAACGAUCCUGCCAAGAAUGACACUCUGGAGAUGGUGGAGGAGACCACUUUGCAGGGCCUCAAGGAGCUGGGGGCCUUCGGUCUGCAAGUGCCCAGUGAGCUGGGUGGUGUGGGCCUUUGCAACACCCAGUACGCCCGUUUGGUGGAGAUCGUGGGCAUGCAUGACCUUGCCGUGGGCAUUACCCUGGGGGCCCAUCAGAGCAUCGGUUUCAAAGGCAUUCUACUCUUUGGAACGAAGGCCCAGAAAGAAAAAUACCUCCCCAAACUGGCAUCUGGGGAAACUUUGGCCGCCUUCUGUCUAACCGAGCCCUCAAGCGGGUCAGAUGCAGCCUCCAUCCGAACCUGUGCUGUGCCCAGCCCCUGUGGAAAAUACUACACCCUCAAUGGAAGCAAGCUUUGGAUCAGUAAUGGGGGCCUGGCAGACAUCUUCACAGUCUUUGCCAAGACACCAGUUACAGAUCCAGCCACGGGGGCCGUGAAGGAGAAGAUCACAGCUUUUGUGGUGGAGAGGGGCUUCGGGGGCGUUACCCAUGGGCCCCCUGAGAAGAAGAUGGGCAUCAAGGCUUCAAACACAGCAGAGGUGUUUUUUGAUGGAGUACGGGUGCCGUCGGAGAAUGUGCUGGGUGAGGUUGGGAGCGGCUUCAAAGUCGCCAUGCACAUCCUCAACAAUGGAAGGUUUGGCAUGGCUGCGGCCCUGGCAGGUACCAUGAGAGGAAUCAUUACUAAGGCGGUAGAUUAUGCCACUAAUCGUAUCCAGUUUGGGGAGAAAAUUCACAACUUUGGGCUGAUCCAGGAGAAGCUGGCCCGGAUGGUUACGCUGCAGUAUGUAACUGAGUCCAUGGCUUACAUGGUGAGUGCUAACAUGGACCAGGGAUUCACGGACUUCCAGAUAGAGGCCGCCAUCAGCAAAAUCUUUGGCUCGGAGGCAGCCUGGAAGGUGACAGAUGAAUGCAUCCAAAUCAUGGGGGGUAUGGGCUUCAUGAAGGAACCUGGAGUAGAGCGUGUGCUCCGAGAUCUUCGCGUCUUCCGGAUCUUUGAGGGGACAAAUGACAUCCUUCGGCUGUUUGUGGCUCUGCAGGGCUGUAUGGACAAAGGAAAGGAGCUCUCUGGGCUUGGCAGUGCUCUAAAGAAUCCCUUUGGGAAUGCUGGCCUCCUGCUAGGAGAGGCAGGCAAACAGCUAAGGCGGCGGGCAGGGCUGGGCAGCGGCCUGAGUCUCAGUGGAAUCGUCCACCCGGAGUUGAGUCGGAGCGGUGAGCUGGCAGUACAGGCUCUGGAGCAGUUUGCCACUGUGGUGGAGGCCAAGUUGAUAAAACACAAGAAAGGGAUUGUCAAUGAACAGUUUCUGCUGCAGCGGCUGGCAGACGGGGCCAUCGACCUCUAUGCCAUGGUGGUGGUUCUCUCCAGGGCCUCAAGAUCCCUGAGUGAGGGCCACCCCACGGCCCAGCAUGAGAAAAUGCUCUGUGACACCUGGUGUAUCGAGGCUGCAGCCCGGAUCCGAGAGGGCAUGGCCGCCCUGCAGUCUGACUCCCAGCAGCAUGAGCUCUACCGCAACUUCAAAAGCAUCUCCAAGGCCUUGGUGGAGCGGGGUGGUGUGGUCACCAGCAACCCACUUGGCUUCUGAAUACUCCCGGCCAGGGUCUGGCCCGGUUAUGUGCCUUCCCUCAAGCCAAAGCCUUAGGGCCCUGGUUUGUCCCGAAGGGGGCCUAGUAUUCCCAGGACUGUGCCUGCUCUCAAGAGCACUUACUGCCUCGCAAAUAAUAAAAAUU
Molecule: messenger RNA, 2325 nt
Organism: Piliocolobus tephrosceles (Ugandan red Colobus)
Lineage: Eukaryota; Metazoa; Chordata; Mammalia; Primates; Cercopithecidae
Gene: ACADVL
Product: acyl-CoA dehydrogenase very long chain
Exons: 19
Coding region: 120-2180 (686 amino acids)
Molecular function (GO): flavin adenine dinucleotide binding; very-long-chain fatty acyl-CoA dehydrogenase activity; fatty-acyl-CoA binding
Source: RefSeq, a predicted model, not a curated record